ACUUGGAGGAUCUGCAGUCUUUUCAUAUCUAGCAUGAAAUGCGCUGCAUGGUUUCCUCGCUUUUGUGUUGUUUAACUUCGAAGUUCGAAGCUCCCGUGCGCAUCUGUGGCGUCGCUGCAACUCGGCCUACGUUGGUGGGAGUACCCCCUGCAAAGGUCCCUUUUUUGCAGUGCAGAUCCAGUAGUUGGAGUUGUUGUACAGCGAGCGCGAGAGGGAGAGGGAGAGGAGUGUGAGCGCAGCAGCUGGCUGAGCAAACAGAGGCAGAAACAUUAGGUUAUCUUCCGAGACUAUCAGACAUCGACCUGUCACUUUUGCCGCUUCGUGCCGAGUCCCCGUAUACUUGAAGAGGAGGACCACAACCACAGCAGCAGCAGCAGCAGCGCCCUGGUCUGGUCGAGCAGCCGCCAGUGAAGAACUCCCAAACGCGGUCGUCUCAGCUGGCAUGAGCUAACCUACCAGGCAGACAUGGAAACCAAACCGUUCUUGUCAUUGGAACACUGAACUGUGGCACCAGAUCCGAAGCACUGAACACAUCAUGAAUCACUUACAGUGGUACUAUAUGCAAGGGUUCCUGAAGCCCCAGUGCUCGUUGGCUCCGCCCAUGCAGCGAGGUCGCUCAGGAGAGGCUUGUUCCUGUUUCAGUGGCAUGUGUCCCCUCCACCAGCGUCGCCUAUCUUCAGACUCGUCGGGCCAGGUGACCUCCUCGCCGCUGGGCUCACCCACAUCCCACCGGGGAAUGCAUCCGUCUCUGCUCAGCCCAACGUCCAUGGGGCCCUCCGGCUCUCUUCACUCUCCCAUCAGCACGCUGAGUUCGCCCAUGAACGGCCUGGCCUCACCCUUCUCCGUCAUCAGUUCGCCGAUGGGUCCCCACUCCAUGAACUCGCCCGGCAUGGGCUACGGCCCCAGUGUCAGCCCCCAGCUGAACUCUCCGAUGAACUCGGUCAGCAGCACGGAGGACAUCAAGCCCCCGCUGGGCCUCAACGGCGUGAUGAAGGUGCCCGCCCAGCCCUCAGGCACGGUCCUGUCGCUCACCAAACACAUCUGUGCCAUCUGCGGUGACCGCUCCUCAGGUAAACACUACGGGGUAUACAGCUGUGAGGGCUGCAAAGGUUUUUUCAAAAGGACGGUGCGCAAAGACCUAACCUACACGUGUCGUGACAACAAGGACUGUGUCAUUGAUAAGCGCCAGAGGAACCGCUGCCAGUACUGCCGCUACCAGAAGUGUUUAGCCAUGGGCAUGAAGAGAGAAGUUUUGUUACAUGCAGCCGUUCAGGAGGAGCGCCAGCGAGCCAAGGAGAGAAAUGAGAACGAGGUGGAGUCCACCAGCUGCGCCAACGAGGACAUGCCCGUGGAGAAGAUUCUGGAAGCAGAGCAGGCAGUGGAACCCAAAACCGAGACCUACAUUGAGACCAACCUUGGUGUGCCAUCCAACUCGCCCAACGACCCAGUGACAAAUAUCUGUCAGGCGGCAGAUAAACAGCUCUUUACCCUGGUUGAAUGGGCCAAGAGGAUCCCCCACUUCUCUGAGCUGCCGCUGGAUGACCAGGUCAUCCUCCUACGAGCAGGUUGGAAUGAGCUCCUCAUUGCAUCAUUUUCGCACCGUUCGAUAACGAUUAAAGACGGGAUUCUGUUGGCGACCGGGCUGCACGUCCACCGAAACAGCGCCCAUAGUGCCGGAGUAGGAGCCAUCUUUGACAGAGUGCUCACAGAACUGGUGUCAAAGAUGAGAGACAUGCAGAUGGAUAAGACAGAACUGGGGUGCCUUCGAGCUAUAGUCCUUUUCAACCCAGACUCUAAAGGUCUGUCCAACCCUGGUGAGGUAGAAGCUCUGAGAGAGAAAGUGUAUGCGUCUUUAGAGGCCUACUGCAAACAGAAGUACCCCGAGCAGCCUGGCAGAUUUGCCAAGCUGUUGCUGCGGUUACCAGCGCUGCGCUCCAUCGGCCUCAAGUGUCUGGAGCACUUGUUCUUCUUCAAGCUCAUCGGCGACACGCCCAUCGACACCUUCCUCAUGGAGAUGCUAGAAGCCCCGCAUCAAAUGACAUAAUAGCAGAGGGGGUUGAGCGCUCCUCCCCCUCCCUCCUCCCCCACAUCUCCCUCCAACCCUGGAUCGGGAGCCGGGUCCUUUUCAAAAUCCUGUCUCUAGCAAGGGACCGAUCACUUGGCGACUUUGAAUGGAGGACCUCUACCCUCCCUUCUCUCCUCGGCUCCCUUCUGAUGUGUUUUAAAACAAUGAAUUCAUCAUGUCAAUGGGUCUGUUUUAUACCUUGUAAAAACAAAGGUUAUAUAUAUAUAUAUAGUCACUUGUGUUUUUGCGUGAUUUUCAUAUGAAAAUCACGCAAAAACACAAGUGACAACAGUGGACUGAUAUAAGGUUGGACAGAGGACAAAAGAAACGUAUUGAGCCAUCGUUUUCAUCCUUGCUUUUUCUGCACCUUAACAAGAAACAGCAGAGAUGAUCAGGUUUUAACACCCACAGUUAUGCUUGCAGGUAUAUUUAAAAAAUAACGGCGGUGAUGUCAUAUUUGGACACUCAGCGUUGUGAUCGGGACAAUCGUGGACUUGGAGAGGCUGCGGCUUUCUAGACGUGGACCUGAGCCCUAUCUCUCUCUUUCAGGACUGAACUUACUUCGAGGAGGGACUGUGGGGGCACAGUAUGUCUGCUUAAAAGGAACUUGUCUGUUCCUGCCUGACUCCACUGAACACGUCAGGUCUUGCACUAGCUAGUUUUUGAAGUGUGAGCUUUCUGGAGUAGAACUUGGUGGUGGGUUGACAAGACUGCAAGUGCUCAUAAACCUCAGGUCUCUGCCCAGUCCCAACAAAUGCAACCAUGUCUUACUCCAUUAGCACUGUGCAACAUCGGGGAGGAUGACACACUAAUCGGCCCUUCAGUUAAUGUUAAUUGAUUGACCAGUUGAGUUGGGAGAGCUUGUUAUGUACAAUCUGUGCAGAGCCUCUGCACGCAGGAAGAUGCAGGCUGUAGUAAAUUAGCCCUGCGUUUGCGUUAUGCUGCAGGAUGCUCUGAAAGGCUACCAGCAGGCGCAGGGACUUUUGUCAUCCUAUAUCAAAAAUUUGGCCUUUGUCGAAACCUCACAGCAAACUUGGAUGGCUGGAAAGUGAGCACACGGUCUCAUCUGUGGGGGGAAUGUCGUAAUUUCGCCGGCCUCUGAGCUCCUUUUUCGUCCCUUCUCCAACCUCUCCACUUCUCAUUUCACGUGAAUUUCAGCACACCAUUUACACCUCCACACUCAGAAAUCUCUCUGCUCAGCGCAGCGGGUAUUAGCUUUUCGAAACACCUCAUAUCUACCUGUGCAGAAGGUUACAACCGUAUACAGUAUUUUAACAGCACCAAUGCACAACAUGUACCUCUGUUUUCAUCCCUCAGACCGUCAGUUCUUAACACUCAUCUAACCUUUUACAGUAUGCGGGAGAAGUCGCUGCAGCAGAGCCAUUAUUUGUUUAUUUGUUUGUUACUUGGCACUUAACCUCAUGACAGCGGAGUCGGGUUCCUAAACUGAGAGCUGAUGUUGAUGUAAUCGACCUCUGAGGUGGAAUUUGGCCCAGGCCCAAUCAGGAACGCCCCAAUUGUUUUCCUCCUCAGAGGGACAUACACAUUUGCUCUAUCUGCACUUCUCUGGACAACAAAGUGUCAUUCAAGUCGGACUGAAAUGUUAAAUAUCUGUUGUUGUGUAUAAAUAUGUUUUGUGCCCAUAUUCUGCUUUUUCCCCCCUUUUUGUCCUUUUCUCUAAAUGCUGCAGCUGCUGCAAAACUAUGCAUCAAGUGCAUUUCCAAAGACUGUCCACAGACGGGUGCAUGUUAGUAUGGCUUAAACAGGUCGGAUACAUGUUAAAACAAGUGUUUGUGAGGUGUGGGUCCGCCGUAAUAUUUUCCUGGACUGGAGUAAAUCUCUUAUUUAGGUUAGUUUCCCCUCUAUUCGGAUAAUUUGGAAGUCAUUCUGUACUGGUUUAUUCACCAUUUACUGCUACACAGAAAACAAACAGCUACCAGCCCUCAUGUGAAAGUGUGUAAUGGAAUAGUGGAGCAUAGCCGAGUUUAAGGACAUGUUUAAUAAUAGCUAUUGCCUAUUGUCGUACGAUAUGACAAACGGACUAAAAGAGAAUUAAAUCAAGGAUUUUCUCCCUGUAUCUGCAUAUUCGUCACUCUUUCAUAAGCACCUUAACAUAACCUGGACUUGAAAGAAAAGCAAAAACAAAUCCUAACCAGAGCACUGUGUUUUCAUUAUCCUUUGAUAAACUGAGAUGGUCAAUGGUCUGAGGUGUAUGGAGUCUCGUGUACCAUGUCAGUAAUCAUUUUUCAGUGUUUAACUCAUAAAAUGUAAUAACAUGUAAUGGAUUUGCAUUUCAGUUAUGCAUUGAAAAACUCAAAGUAAAAAAACCCACAAGAUUA
Messenger RNA from Micropterus dolomieu (smallmouth bass), 4404 nucleotides. RefSeq names its product retinoid X receptor, alpha a (gene rxraa). Gene Ontology annotation, molecular function: zinc ion binding; retinoic acid-responsive element binding; nuclear steroid receptor activity. The transcript is spliced from 12 exons. The record is from RefSeq and is a predicted model, not a curated record. Bases 536 to 2044 code for a protein of 502 amino acids. Gene Ontology annotation, biological process: retinoic acid receptor signaling pathway; positive regulation of transcription by RNA polymerase II; negative regulation of transcription by RNA polymerase II. Lineage: Eukaryota; Metazoa; Chordata; Actinopteri; Centrarchiformes; Centrarchidae. Gene Ontology annotation, cellular component: RNA polymerase II transcription regulator complex; nucleus.